GGUGUGCGUGGGUGGAAGCCAGGAGGGGCGGAGGGAGGAAGCUGGCUUCCUGAAGCCUUUCAGUCCUCAAAGAUAGACGGACUGACAGACAGCUGGCAAGAGGCAGCCUGGGGGGGACAGAGCUGCUUCAAGACCCCAUGAGCCACCACUGAUCUUGGAGUGGAACUGCCGACAAUGAGAAGACCCUUCGAGAAGCGGAGCGUGCCCGGAUCCCCAACUGACUCCAAUGCUACCAGAGGCCUCCGUUUCUCAUUAUAGAGAAGCCUGCUGGCUAGACUCAGAGAGCUGUGUGCUUUUGCCCUUCCUUCGGUGUGGUUAGCAGGCUGUUGGCCACAUGUGGACCCCAGCUUAGAGCCCUGUGGACUUGGGCAGGCCUCAUGGCUGAGUGAGCCUCCCUUGGGCCCAGCAACCUACCCCAGCAUGGUCCAGACCUGUGAGGGGCGCUCCAGAGCACAGCUGCCGAUCUUGUCUUUGGGGGCAGACAUGACUCAGCCUCCACCCACCAAGGCUCCGGCCAAGAAGCAUGUGCGGCUGCAGGAGAGAAGGGGCUCUAGCGUUGCUCUGAUGCUGGAUGUGCGGUCUUUGGGCACCGUUGAACCUAUCUGCUCGGUGAACACACCCCGGGAAGUCACCCUACACUUCCUGCGCACAGCUGGACACCCCCUGACACGCUGGACGCUACAACACCAGCCUCCCAGCCCCAAGCAGCUAGAGGAGGAAUUCUUGAAGAUCCCCUCAAACUUCGUCAACCCUGAAGACCUGGAUAUCCCUGGCCACGCCUCCAAAGACCGAUACAAGACCAUCUUGCCAAAUCCCCAGAGCCGCGUCUGUCUUGGCCGGGCACAGAGCCAGGAGGACAGUGACUACAUCAAUGCCAACUACAUCCGGGGAUAUGAUGGGAAGGAGAAGGUCUACAUUGCCACCCAGGGGCCCAUGCCCAACACGGUAGCUGACUUCUGGGAGAUGGUGUGGCAAGAAGAUGUAUCCCUCAUCAUCAUGCUCACCCAGCUCCGAGAGGGCAAGGAGAAAUGUGUGCAUUACUGGCCCACAGAGGAGGAAGCCUAUGGGCCCUUCCAGAUCCGCAUCCAGGACAUGAAAGAGCACCCAGAAUAUACUGUGAGGCAACUCACCAUCCAGCAUCAACAGGAAUGCCGCUCAGUGAAGCACAUCCUCUUCUCAGCCUGGCCAGACCACCAGACUCCAGAGUCAGCGGGGCCCCUGCUGCGCCUGGUGGCUGAGGUGGAGACCCCAGAGACAGCUGCCAACUCCGGGCCUAUUGUGGUUCACUGCAGUGCAGGGAUCGGCCGGACAGGCUGUUUCAUUGCCACCCGCAUCGGCUGCCAGCAACUGAAGGCCCGAGGGGAGGUGGACAUUCUGGGCAUUGUGUGCCAACUUCGCCUAGACAGAGGAGGCAUGAUCCAGACGGCAGAGCAGUACCAGUUCCUGCACCACACUUUGGCCAUGUAUGCAGCCCAGCUGCCCCCGGAGCCCAAUCCCUGACCCCUGACCCCUGACCCCUGCCGCUCCACCAGCCCAGGGGGCUCUCAGGCCUGGGACAGUGAGUCUGGGGAAGUGGGCUGUGUGCUCUGGCAUGGCUUCUGCAUAAGCACAGGAAAGGGAUCUUUGGAAUGCUUUACAGUCUCAGGAAACUGCCCCAGCAAGCAACAGGAGCCAGGCUGCAGGUCUUUUCCACCGACCAUGACUCUGCCUUCUUCAGUGGCCCCCAGUGGACCAUAGGGAACUUCCUGUGGCCCUGAACUUACAGAUAGGAGCUGGUCUUUGAAAUGGAUUGAGAAAGCAGCUGGGGUGCUGGCUUAUCUAGGCACUUUCUGUGGGCUCCUUUCGACACAAAGAGUCAGUCAAACAGAAUGUUCCUGAAAGCCAUUCCACAUGUCGCCCUGCUGUUGGGGCUGCAGAGACGGUGCCUGCAAGAUCCUCUUCCAUUAAGGCCUUGCCCACACACAGGCAAGAUGCAAGAGCAAGGAAAAUCCUGGUCCAACCUUGGUCAAAUCCUCUCUAUCUACCUACACUGCUCCUCCCCGUACACCCCUGAGUGCUAGAUGUCUCGCUCAGAAGAGAAUAAGAGCCUUGGUUGGCCUGCCUCCAUACAUAUCAUAAAAGGAGAUGCAGGGGUAACCAGGUCUAGCAGGUGGAAUCAUUGGAAGAGGCCAGGUGUGAUGUUGUAUCUGUCAUCUCAGCACUCAGGAGCAGAAGCAGGAGGAUUGCUGCAAGUUUGAGGCCAUCGAGGUCUACAUUGUGAGUACCAGGCCAGCCAGAAGGACAUAGCAAGAUCUUCUCUCUUUUUUUUUUUUUUAAAAAAAAAAAAAAAAAAAGCAAUCUUGAGCUCUCUGGAGGAGAUGGGGGCUGCCUCUGCUUCUAUGGCUUCCUUCCUGUCAUCUGCUCCCAACCACUCUCUGGGGAAAACCCAUCACUCUCUGCUUUGCUCCUGUGACUUCAGAGCAUCCUCUAGAUACCCGUGAAGUAUCAAAGAAAGAGGAGAGAAGAGACAAAGAGCUAUGUCUGGUUCAAGCAAACCUACCUGCCAUACCUCCCCUGGCUUGUAUUUCUCUGCGGAGCCCACCUAGAUUGCUUCUCUGGUUCUAGAAACAGGCUGGGCUGUCACCACUCCAUACAGCAUGAAGCUCAGACCUUCCUCCUUCCUCCUCAUCGCUUCACACAAUCUCCAGGGAACCCACGGUCUAUCUCAGGGAUGAACUAUAUACCCCCAGGAAGCCAGACAAACCCUGAGUCUUCCUUGAUUCAGUUUGGACUGCCUGUGGGGAGGAAAGCAGAAUACUGUUCUCACAGUCUGGUCCUCAGCUCCUGGAUGUGCUAAGUGACCCAAGUCCUCGGUGAAAACCCCAAGGAGCUGGAGAAGUGACUGCCCGCUUGCUUCCUGGCAUCUCUCUGGCGAACGCGCAGUGCUUCUGGACACAGUGUUGAAAGCCUGUGAUCCGCACUUGGACAGCGAAGGCAGGGGAAACUGGGAGUUCCAGACUAGCCUUGGCUAUAUGAAACCCUAUCUCAAAAGCAAACAAACAAAAAGAAACUAAACAAAUAAACAAACAAACAAAAAUACUGUGAGGCUACAACUGAGGCUACCCCUCUUAAUGCUCAACCUGAGCUGAGUAGGCAUGCUGUGCUUCUUUAGUCUUGGGGUGGUAGCUUGCACUUCGACUUUUUGAAGUCCCCUAAAAGGUAGGUUUCAAGAUACUACCAUGAUCUCAGAACAUGUCUGGAAGGAAGCAAGGGAGCAAUUGCACAGUCCUAUGGGCACCCUCCCUACAUAGUCACCCCAACCCUGUUCUAGAGGGCACAGGCUCUGGAAAAGCAUAAUAAAUAAAUAAAUAACCUCUUGGAUGCCCA
This is a messenger RNA of Mastomys coucha (southern multimammate mouse), 3366 nucleotides long. RefSeq names its product protein tyrosine phosphatase non-receptor type 7 (gene Ptpn7). Lineage: Eukaryota; Metazoa; Chordata; Mammalia; Rodentia; Muridae. The transcript has 11 exons. Bases 421 to 1500 code for a protein of 359 amino acids. The record is from RefSeq and is a predicted model, not a curated record. Gene Ontology annotation, biological process: protein dephosphorylation. Gene Ontology annotation, molecular function: protein tyrosine phosphatase activity.